AUGAAUACAGAACCUUCGAGAUUAUCAGGGGAGGAUGAGUUGUAUGUUGGAGGGAUCGUCUCGUUGACGGAGAACUCUCUCCAAAAGAACAACAUCACACAUAUUGUCAGUGUUCUGAAGUACGAUUUCAAGAACUUCAAUAUCGAUUGGAAUAAGUACAAACACCUCCAGAUCGAAGUAGAUGAUGUAGAGGACGAGAAUUUACUGGGUGAAUUUGAGACGACAGGAGCUUGGAUUGAAGAGGCUCUAAAGGGUAAUGGGAGGCUUGAAGGUGAUGAGAGUGAGAAGAAGAAGAGUGCUGUGCUUGUUCAUUGCGCGAUGGGUCGCUCCCGUUCUGUAACCAUUUUAAUCGCCUACCUCCUCCGUCAAUAUCCCUCACUCACUCCCCAUACUGCGCUUGCACAAAUUCAACAAACACGACCUUUCGCUGAGCCUAAUGAUGGAUUUAUGGCGCAGCUCCAGUUAUAUCACGAAAUGGGCUGCCCGAGAAACAUAGAUGAUCAGCCUAAGUAUCAAAGAUGGCUGUAUCAAAGAGAGGUUGAGUUGGCUGUGGCCACUGGAGGACGACCUGAUUGGGUAAGAUUUGAGGACGAAGAAGAGCAGGAUAAACAGAAGGCAGACGGUAAAGAAAAGGAGAUCAGAUGUAGAAUGUGUCGCCGCAACCUCGUCACAACCCCUUACCUGAUACCUCACACACCCACCUCAAAAUUCACAUCUUCUCCCACCUCCCUCGUUAAUCCUCAGACAACACCCAUCUCCUCCCUUGCUUCCACUCCCCACCACAGCACUUGUACUCACCAUUUCUUGCACCCUCUCUCCUGGAUGCGUCCCGAACUCGAACUCGGAAACUUAUCCGGAAGACUCGAAUGUCCAAACCAAAAAUGCAAAGCCCAAGUUGGAAAGUAUGCUUGGCAGGGAAUGCGAUGUAGUUGUGGUGUAUGGGUUUGCCCGGCUUUCAGUUUGUUAAAGGGAAGAUGUGAUGAGGUCACGCUCGGAAAGAGGGUGGAAGGUGGGAGCGGGGGUAUUAGGUUGCCUCCUGGGAUGAGAGGAAGCGGAACUACGCUAGAUAGGGAGAAGGGGAGUUUGUAG
Molecule: messenger RNA, 1089 nt
Organism: Botrytis deweyae
Lineage: Eukaryota; Fungi; Ascomycota; Leotiomycetes; Helotiales; Sclerotiniaceae
Exons: 4
Coding region: 1-1089 (362 amino acids)
Biological process (GO): protein dephosphorylation
Cellular component (GO): nucleus
Molecular function (GO): protein tyrosine/serine/threonine phosphatase activity
Source: RefSeq, a predicted model, not a curated record